AUGUCUGCACAGCAGGGCGGCCAAGCCGGCGGCCAGCAGCAGCAGCAGCAGCAGCAGCAGACGGGCGGAGGAUGGACUAGGCUCCUGAUCGCCGGAGGUCUGUACCUCGGACUCAACGGCAUCAUGUCAUACGCGACGCAGAAGACGCAAAAGGGCAGCACGGUCACGGACCCCAACACGGGCGAGGUGGUCAAGGUCGCCCAGAACACAGGCCAGAUCCCUGCCUACCAACUUCGACCGGAUCACCUGGACGAGGGCGCGACGUACCGCGCCAUCCCCAAGAUUGUCGCGCCCAUCUGGCCGCAGGACUCGCACGUCGACAUCGUCAUCACCGUGUCACCUUCCUUCAGCCCCCUCCCGCUCUCCGACGUCCCCGACGAGUACGUCGUGAUGCGGGAGAAGGGCUUCCACAUGGACAACUCUUCCGACACGCGCUCAGCCGACGCCAAGAUCUCUGUGCCCAAGGCCGUACAGAACAAUGGCACCCUCUGGGGCCACUUCUACGUCGGCCUCCCUGGAAGCAACCUCGACCCUCGCGCCCCCGGUUUCGACCCCGGCAGGGCUUUCCAUUUCGCAUACCCGCUCACCCAGUACUUGCCCAAGAAGAAGGAGGCUAAGACGCGCAACCUGCUCGACGAUCUCCCUGCCCCCGUCGAGGACGAAAAGGAAGAUGAGCCCGCCGGCCCCAUCAUCGCCAACUACUACCACCCCAACGCUAGCUUCUCGUUCGUCCCCAACAUUGGCGUCAAGGAUCUCGCGCAACUGCCGCCCGCGGCUAAGCACUUUCUCCAUCUCGAGUCCACGGGCGCCCGUGAUGGGUCUGGCCAGAAUGGCUGGUACUACCCUCUGCUCUUCGUCAACACGUUCUGGCAGCUCAGGAGCCACAUGAUUCCACUCAACGAGACAGUUACCGAGCUUCCCCUGCACAUCGACCUCGGCAACAUGGCGGCCUGGAAGUUCCAGAUGCUGGCCAACAUGGAGUUCAACGCCAAGGAGUCGGCCCGGCAGGCGGCCUUUGGUAACGGACUCCCUACAGGCGGCGACGGCAGCGAGAUCGAAAUGGUCAAGGAAAUAUUCAUCGACACGAACCCCAUCCUUCUAGGCAUCACGGCCGUGGUCAGUGUCGCGCACAUGAUUCUGGAGACGCUGGCGUUCGGAUCCGACAUUGCGCACUACCGCAAGAAGAAGGACAAUGUGGGCAUCUCUGUGCGUUCGAUCCUGGCCAACGUCUUCAUGCAGACCAUCAUCUUCCUCUACCUGCUGGACAACUCGCAGAACACGAGCUGGAUGAUACUGGGCCAGCAGGUGAUUGGCAUCCUGAUCGAGUUCUGGAAGAUUACGACGGUGGUCAACGUGCGGGUCCGCCCUUCGGCCCCGGGCUCCUGGCUCCCCUACUCGGUCACGUUCGAGGACAAGCACAAGCUCACGGACACGGAGGAGAAGACCAAGGAGUACGACGAGAUUGCCUUCAAGUACAUGUACUGGGCGGCCAUCCCUCUGCUGAUCGCCUACGGCAUCUACUCGCUCUUCUACGACACGCACAAGUCGUGGUACUCGUACAUCAUCACGACGCUAGUCGGGUCCGUCUACGCUUACGGCUUCCUCAUGAUGGUGCCGUCGCUGUACAUCAACUAUCGCCUCAAGAGCGUGGCGCACAUGCCGUCCAAGGCCAUGGGGUACAAGUUCCUCAACACUUUCAUUGACGACCUCUUCGCCUUCACCAUCAAGAUGCCCUUCCUCCACCGCAUGGCCACAUUACGCGAUGAUGUCAUCUUCUUCAUCUACCUGUACCAGAGGUACAAGUACCGCGUGGACUACACGCGCGUCAACGAGUUUGGACAGGGCGGCGAUGACGACGAGCAUGAGGAUAACAAAGAAAAGGAAGAUGAGAAGAAGAAGACGGAGGAGGAGGAGGAGGAGAAAUCCAAGGCUAUCGAGGCGGAGGCAACCAAAGCUACGGGAUCUGCGGCUACUGGUAAGGCCAAGAAGAGGAAGUAA
This is a messenger RNA of Geosmithia morbida, 1998 nucleotides long. Its product is annotated as Cleft lip and palate transmembrane protein 1 (CLPTM1). The transcript is spliced from 3 exons. Lineage: Eukaryota; Fungi; Ascomycota; Sordariomycetes; Hypocreales; Bionectriaceae. Gene Ontology annotation, cellular component: membrane; endomembrane system. The record is from RefSeq and is a predicted model, not a curated record. Bases 1 to 1998 code for a protein of 665 amino acids.